Filobasidium floriforme is the source of this 4509-nucleotide messenger RNA. RefSeq lists its product as uncharacterized. The record is from RefSeq and is a predicted model, not a curated record. The transcript has 10 exons. NCBI's taxonomy places the organism in Eukaryota, Fungi, Basidiomycota, Tremellomycetes, Filobasidiales, Filobasidiaceae. Bases 454 to 4509 code for a protein of 1351 amino acids.
CAGCUCGAAGGGGGUUGCCUAAAUUGCCUACUACCAGCUAUCAGAUGAUGAUGAUGCUGUUGAUUCAAAGUCACGUUCAGACCUCGUUGGGAUAGUAGUGUGUGGAUACCAACGUUCGAUAUACCUAGCCCGAAGGAGGAACACAGCCCUGCAUUCCUCGAUCGGCCAUCCCCGACGAUCAGAUCCAUAUCCAAUCAUUCCAGAACCUUGGACUUGCCACAGGACCGCAGUUCCUGCUCUCACCUUCUGAUCACGGGGCAAAGAACCAGAGAAUCCUCCUUUGUUCAUCGUCAUCGCAUCACGUCCUUUAGCUGCGGACGACCGGAUUAGAGCAUGCUCACGGAGAACCACUCGCUCGACCUAGAACACAUACAAAGGCGAGCCUCCAGUCAUCCGCCUCCCUCAGGCGAUCACAGGAGAACUUGAUUAACACAGACAGAGGCAGACGACAGCAUGUCAGAACCUCCGCCUUUACCUCAGAGGAAGUCGGAAAGACGACUGGAUAUGCUCGAUGGACAGGCUGUUCCGCUCGCCCCCGCGCUGCCGUUGAUGAGACCCCCUCCUCUUCCGCCAAGGAAGAGCGAGGCUAUCGCGAUCGCACAGGCCGGGGUGUCGAUACAGCUCCAGGAGGAUCCUCUCGAUACGAGUAGGGAGGAAGCAGGUGAAGUGAAGGAACAACACGCCUCGGAGCGAAAAGUCGGGGCGUCGGGGAUCCCGCCAUCGGUAGUCGUCGCGGUACAAGACGUUCCGCCGGUCGAGGUCCCAGAGGAGAGUCUGGCUCGUCACCAAGUCAUCCAGGAGGGAUCGUCCUUGACAAAGGGUGCUUCUGACUCCCUAAAUUCCCGUCCGGCCUCCAGGUCAACGGCUGCUCCGACUCAAGAAGUCGAGAUGCCAUCUGAGGAGACCCGCAACAUGCCGUCGGUCCCGGAGCCGAAUACUCCAGCUUCGCGCCGUACGCAAGCAUCUAGACCUACUACACCUCAAUCAUCCGCUAUACCGCUCAGUGCGUCGACCCAAAACCGAUCGUUACCUACUCCUGUUCCAGCACAGAUCGCAGCGAAGAGAGCAGCUUCGAAAGGACCGUUCACACACGCUCCUCUGGAUCCGAAUCAAGACCCGCACAUUCCUCUUCCUAUGCCUUCACUCCCUGUCGUGCUCCUUCUCGCCAUUCCCAUCACCCUUGCCUACCUUCGAGUCAGCUUCGUCACCCUUCUCCUCGGUCUGCUCUUCAGCUGGUACAUCUGGGCGGAAUGGAAACGCAAGAAGACGAAAAGAACCGAUUUUGGCCCGGAGGUCGAUAGAGCCAAAACAAAGGGUCUCAACGCGAAAUGGGAGCAUGAGCAUUACAAUGAAGAGAGCGUCUUCUGGAUGAAUCAUGCACUCCGCGCCCUUUUCCCCCUGAUCAACACGGACAUCUUGACCCCGUUCAUCGAUCUUGUUGAGGAUGCGUUGUUGACUCAGGUGCCUCCGAUCAUUUCCUCGGUCAGGUUGGUCUCGCCGUCGUUAGGGGAAGAGCCGAUCCAGAUUGUCUCGAUGAGGCCCAUGUCAGACGCAGAGUGGUUUGACAACCUGAGCAAAGCUCCUUCCGCCCCUGCGAAUCGGAACGGCAAACUCAUGGGCACCCUCGACUCGUUUCGGAAAAAGAUCUUGCCCGGAGGCAGUGCUGCCACCGGUGACCUGCCAGACAACGAACAACCUCGUCCCGACGGCGGAUCCGAUGCCAAGGUUCGUUCGAUGGAAGUCGAUGAAAGGAGGAAACGCGACCGGAUCCUGCGCAUGAUCGGUGGUCGACGGGGCCAGGGCGUUGGGGUUAGCGAGGGCAGGGAUUCGGCGCAGAAGCAACAAGGCGGCGAGAUGAAAGGCCAUCGCGAUUUCUCAGAAGGCACUCAUGUUCGAGGAGAGGAAGAUACCGGGGACGAGGAUCAAGAUGGAGGAGAAUAUGUCAACUUUGCGGUUGAUUUCAGCUACGAUGGGAGGAAGAACCGGAACGGGUGGGAUCUACAUUUCUUGUGUUAUAUGGGAAUCGGUAUGAAGGGAUUGGGCGGUGGCGAAUUACCUAUUUGGGUGGAGAUGCUCAAGAUUACAGGAACGAUGCAUGUGCGGCUUCUGCUUGCCCCGGACGUACCUUUUGUACGGACCGCUUCCAUCUCGCUUCCUCAAUUACCCGACUUCGAUCUUGCUAUCAAACCGAUCAAAGAUCUGUCUCUGGACUUUUUCGGUCUGCCGUUUCUCAAACCGUUCAUGGAAAAGGCCAUCUUGGAAGUCGCAGAUGGCUUCGUUCGACCCAAUUCGUACAGGUUGGAUGUCGACCGUCUCUUGCUAGGGGAAGAAGCUGCUUUGCGAACCGAGGCGAUCGGAGUUCUCCACAUCAGAGUGCAUAGGGCCGAAGGCCUGAAGGCCGCAGAUACAUUCGGAUCCUCCGAUCCAUAUGCCACGGUCGCAUUCUCAAAGUUGAGUAAACCCGUCUUCAGCACGAGAACGAUCGUCGAUAGUCUCAAUCCUCGAUGGGAGGAAGAUGCCUACGUCCUUGUCGUCUCUGAUGCCAUCGAGUCUGGGGAGCGAAUCCGUAUUGUGGUCUACGACGCGGACCGUUUUUCUGCAGACGAUGCGAUAGGUAUGGUUGACAUAGAUCUCGCCGACCUCCUCGAAAAGGGGAAUCAUCGGUCUGAAAGAAAGGAUAUGAUGGAAGAACAGACCGAUCUGGUACCAACGAAAAACGGUAUGCCCGCGCAAGGCCGUCUCUUCUGGAGUCAUGCCUUUUACCCAUUGUGGAAGAUGCCCGAAGACGGCAAGGCACAACAGGCCGCUGGAGAAGAGGAAUGGCAACACGAGAAACACGGCAACGACGAUAUCGGUACGGGCAGGGAGGGGCAGGUGCAGAUGCCCGGUUUAAUCUAUAGUUUGAUGGGUAGACUUGCGCCUGAUCCAUUCCCUUGGGAGGCGGAGCGACGUAAGCGUCGUAUGGAGAGCAUCGCUUGGCUGACGGGAGAGAGGGCCCGGGAGACUCUAGAGGCCUCUGUCAAGCCAAGCAUGGACCGUCGAAGCGGUAUUUUGCAGUUUGCCAUCACCCAGUGCAACAACCUCGAAUACCAACGCACGGGAAAGACUUUCGCAUCGCAAUCGAGUAAGAGGCAUUCAGGUGCAGCAGGAGGUCGCCCGGCUCAAGAGACUGUAGUGGACUCUAUGCCCUGGGAGCAGGAAAGACCGCCGAGCGCCUAUGCUGAGGUCAUUCUCAACGGGCGUCUUGUAUAUCGCACUCGAACCAAGCAAAUCAACCCAUCUCCGUACUGGAACGCUACUGGCGAAAGAUUUAUCAGAGAUUGGUCCAAGGCUAGAUUGGUCGUUGUGAUCCGAGACGAGCGAGAUCGGGAAAACGACCCGAUUCUCGGUCUCGUUUCGAUCGAACUCUCUACCGCCUUUAGCAAGGCUUGUCAGCUGACCCGAACGUAUCCGCUUCUUGGGGGCCUCGGUUGGGGAACAGUGCGGAUAUCGUUACUGUUCAAGGCGGUCGAUGCGCAGCUACCUCACGGUAUCAGCUCGUAUGAAGUAGCUACUAUUCGACUGAAUAGCCUUUCCAUGAAGCGCCCUCCUGGCUGGUCGACGAACAAGCUCUCUGUGAUCGUAGAGACGGACUCGGACUCGAAAACCAUCUCCUACGAUACCGACGCUGCUCCCGCCAAGAGGAGACAGUCCUUGGGAAGGAAGUCGAUAUCAUCCACCCAUUCGGUGGCAUCCAUGAAUACGGUACUGGAUCAGGCUUCGGAUCCCACGCUCAAGCCUGAAAUCCUAGACUGGAGGCUUGAAGAUCGAGGUGUCGUCAACGCUUUGCCUGUCGAAUACCGACACUCGUGCUUUUUGCUCUUCCGCUUUAUGCGACGAAGCGGAAGACUUAAGAAGGACAUAUACUUGGGCAUGGCGUGCAUCCGGCUUCAGGAUAUUCCCGAUAAUUCGGCCUGUCGUCGGACCGUCCCGAUAUACAAUACAGACGAUAUCAAUCAAGUUUGCGAUCUCGCUCUAAAUCGAGCAGCAGCGUUGGAGAGAAACGAAGAGGAUCCGCAGAAAGACUUGCCGAUGGUGAACAUCGGCUUCAACCUUUUCGCUGGGAUCAGCAGAGCCCAUCGUAAGCUCGCCAAACGAGACAAGCGUCUUGCGCACGUCUAUGAAGCGUGGCAGGCUGCGCAGGAUGACGAUGACACCAGCGGGCGUUCUGCGGACGGAAAAAUCGCGAACCCGGGGCAAUAUGAGGAUGCCGAAGUCGCGCCCGCGGACCUUGGGGAGAUGGACGAUUACGACGAGCCUACGUCUGCGUUUGGCAAAUGGUUGGAACACAAUCGCCUAUUAGGAAGACAACACAAGGGACUGAUGCAGAAUAAGCUCAUGCGAAACCUCAAGUUUGGCAAAGACAAGGUGCAAUCCAAGGUGUUGGGCGGGCAAGCUCGAGCGACACGAAAGAAACGGCCUCACGGUGCGGAUAUCGACAUGGAGAUGGAAGGUAUAAGCAAAAUAUAG